CUGUUGGUAAUACUGAAUCGUGGAACUGUUUUUGCGCGGGUCAAACCGCUGUCGGAAUAUUUCUCAACAUUUAUUAUAGUUUUUAUAUCAAUUGCGGUAUUAUUGAAAUUCAUCUUAGUCUAUUAUCUCCAACGUGAAAUAAUUAUUAGCAACUUCACUGUUACAGCAUUAUUGGCGACCAUGGAAAUUUUCUUCACCUCGUUACUCUUUCACGUUGUAAAGUAAGAGAAAAAGAGCGAGAGAGAGAUCGUUUAUUUCGCAGCAAAAGUGACGAUAAACGGCCGCCAUCGAUCGCUGUACAUUCUGUGACCAACCAUUUUAUAAUAAUAAAGAGAAAAGUAACUUAAUAAAAAUAAUUAAAAAAAGGAACCAGUCGUUGAAGUAUCUCAAGAAUGUUAUCUCAAAAUUUUGUGCAUCUUGGCUUACAUUGACGUUUCGACCGUUUCAACGAACCAAUGUCUGUUAUGCGUUUGUUGGAAAUUACACCGUGAGAUUGACGUUUCUUCAAAAGCCAAAGAGGCUUCGUUAUAUUAUUUCUUUAUUCGUUAUCGUAAAACGACCAAAAAUGACUACCGCACUCUACCUGGAACAUUAUUUGGACAGUCUGGAGCAUUUACCCAUAGAAUUGCAAAGAAAUUUUACUCUGAUGAGAGAUUUGGAUGCUAGAGCUCAAGGUCUUAUGAAAGACAUAGACAAACUUGCGGAUGAUUAUUUAAAAAAUAUAAAAAAAGAAUCCAAUGACAAAAACAAGGAACAGCUUGGCCAUAUACAAAGCUUAUUUAACAAAGCCAGAGAGUAUGGUGAUGACAAAGUCCAAUUGGCCAUCCAAACUUACGAAUUAGUGGAUAAACACAUAAGAAGAUUGGAUUCUGAUCUGGCUAGGUUUGAAGCUGAAAUUCAGGAUAAAGCUCUAAGUAGUAGUAGAACUCAGGAAGAGAGCGGAGCCAGUAAAAAAGGUAGGAAGAAACUCAAAGAAAAGGAAAAACGCAAAAAAGGUACGACCGGAGCAAGCAGCGAGGAUGAAUCAAAAACAGCAAGAAAAAAACAGAAAAAAGGAGGAUCCGUUACUUCCGCAACUUCCACUGGUGCUGUUGGAAGCGGGGCACAAACAGAAACAAGCUCCCUCGGGCAUCCUUCUGACGUAUUGGAUAUGCCUGUCGACCCAAACGAGCCAACGUAUUGUUUGUGUCAUCAAGUUUCUUAUGGAGAAAUGAUUGGCUGUGAUAAUCCUGAUUGUCCAAUCGAGUGGUUCCAUUUCGCGUGUGUUGGGUUAACGACCAAGCCGAAGGGUAAGUGGUACUGUCCAAAAUGUACGCAAGAUCGUAAGAAGAAGUGAGAUAAAAAAUUGAGGUUAAUCAACGACGACGACGAAGGUG
This is a messenger RNA of Venturia canescens, 1376 nucleotides long. It is a transcript of the gene Ing5, whose product is annotated as inhibitor of growth protein 5. Gene Ontology annotation, biological process: regulation of DNA-templated transcription. The record is from RefSeq and is a predicted model, not a curated record. NCBI's taxonomy places the organism in Eukaryota, Metazoa, Arthropoda, Insecta, Hymenoptera, Ichneumonidae. Gene Ontology annotation, cellular component: nucleus. The transcript is spliced from 5 exons. The coding region runs from base 566 to 1336 and encodes 256 amino acids.